This is a messenger RNA of Trichophyton benhamiae CBS 112371, 1560 nucleotides long. RefSeq names its product DUF300 domain protein, putative. The record is from RefSeq and is a predicted model, not a curated record. Gene Ontology annotation, biological process: transport. The transcript is spliced from 3 exons. Bases 1 to 1560 code for a protein of 519 amino acids. NCBI's taxonomy places the organism in Eukaryota, Fungi, Ascomycota, Eurotiomycetes, Onygenales, Arthrodermataceae. Gene Ontology annotation, molecular function: transporter activity.
AUGACCCAUGGCCGUCCUCCGAUACAACACACCUGGCCUCUUAAUAAAUGUCUCUCAAAGAUAGACAUAUCCGAUCCGUAUACCUUUCUCGCAGUGAAGAGAGGGAUUCUACAGUACGCAUGGCUAAAACCGAUUCUUGCAUUGGUUACCAUCAUUCUUAAAGCAACUGGAACCUUCCAGGAGGGCUACAUUGGCCUAUCCUCCGGAUACCUGUGGGUUGGGAUUAUCUACAAUCUCAGCGUCACAAUCAGUUUAUAUUCUCUGGCGUUGUUUUGGAUCAUUAUGAAUGACGAUCUCAAGCCUUACAGGCCAGUCCCGAAAUUCCUGAGUGUCAAACUCAUCAUAUUCGCGUCCUAUUGGCAAGGGUUCUUUCUUUCUAUCCUUCAGUUUCUAGGAGCAAUUCCUUCUGGACCCGAAGGGUACUCCCCGAACAACAUGGCAGCUGCAAUUCAGGAUUUAUUGAUUUGCUGCGAGAUGCCAAUCUUUGCACUUAUGCACUGGUAUGCAUUCUCAUGGCAUGACUACGCAAAUGCGUCAAUCUCCUCCGCUCGAAUGCCGGUAAAAUACGCGAUUCGCGAUGCAUUCGGAGUAAAGGAUCUCAUUGAGGAUACCAAGGAAACUUUCCGGGGUGAAAAGUACCAGUAUCGAUUUUUUGAUUCAGAAACGAACGUCAUUGCCCACGAGGAAUCCCGAUCACGGAUGGCUCGCGUGAUGGACGGCAUGCGAUACGAAAGAGGAGGAAAGGCAAAGUAUUGGAUCCCCAAGCCUAAAGAGGCGAAUAGCCGCACACCACUAUUGGGACCUGAAUCGUCAUCCCGGAGGACAUCCCAUGCCAGUUCGAGCCGUAUAAGGGACGAAGGCCAGCGAACGUAUGACAUCGAGGAGCCUACUCUCAACGAGGAUGAUGAAAUCUGCUUUGAGAAUGCGCGUAAACUAGAAUUUGGCGACUGGAAUUACCCCGUCAUAACAACAAACGAAGUAUACAGAGAACAGGUGUGGCACUCUCGUGCAUCCAUGUACUCGAGCCGACAAGGAUCAAGUGAAGGAAAUCAGAUAAGACGGCCUGGCAACCGCCAAAGCAAACGUCAGCGUUCUGCAGAAGGGCAGUCCGGCUCAGCAUAUAGUAACGUCAAGGCAGACAAGGGCAAGCAGCCGGCCGCUCUAACCAGAGGGACAAGCCGGAUGAGCCAAUUGAGCAGCUCUUCCCGCCAGCUUGCAGACUUGGUCGAUGAUGCAGACGAGACCGCAACUCAGGGAAGGCAAAAGAAAAAAAAGAGAGAGAGCGAGAGCGAAAGAGAGAGAUCCCUUGAAUUGGAGAAAUAUGUUGCCACUAACAUCAAGGCACCAGGAACACUACACACCACGCUAGCAAAGCAUCGCAGCUCCAACCAGAGCAAAGCGAAGCCCUUGACUAUUCUAAUUAUAAUACUGAUCACGACACGCAUGAUCACACCAGCGGCUUCCAACAUGACGGAUCCAGGCCGGGACCAGAGGGGUACAGCGGUGUCUUUGACGAUGAACAUGACGCCUGGAACACCUCUGGUGCGACCAGAUAACUAG